This is a messenger RNA of Candoia aspera, 2093 nucleotides long. RefSeq names its product integrator complex subunit 14 (gene INTS14). Gene Ontology annotation, cellular component: integrator complex. Gene Ontology annotation, biological process: snRNA 3'-end processing. The coding region runs from base 319 to 1875 and encodes 518 amino acids. The transcript has 10 exons. The record is from RefSeq and is a predicted model, not a curated record. NCBI's taxonomy places the organism in Eukaryota, Metazoa, Chordata, Lepidosauria, Squamata, Candoiidae.
AAUGGAUUUAGAGUUUUGCAAAGAUUCAUAGAAUUGGGGUCUGCCACCUGCUCAGAGCUGGAAUCCAAAUUACAGCAUCCCAGCAGAUGGCUAUCCAGUAUUUGCUUGAACACAUCCAGUGAAAGGGAGACCACUCUGGGGAUAAACCCAGCCUGUACAUAUGAAACAAACAGUGGCUUUCUUAAGACUGACCGGCUUGAUUGACCAGGUGUAAAUGAACACACACAUGUAAUUUUAAAGGGAGGGAAUGUUGAAAAUCCCCUUUUUCUUCCUUUGCAGAGACUUUUCGUUCUGCAUUUGGCAGCAUAAAGGGCCACCAUGCCAACCAUUGUGGUUGUGGAUGUGUCCCUCUCCAUGACUCGGCCGGUCUCCAUUGAAGGCUCUGAGGAGUAUCAGCGGAAGCAUUUAGCAGCACAUGGCCUGACCAUGCUCUUUGAACACAUGGCUACCAACUACAAAUUGGAGUUUACAGCCUUGGUUGUCUUUUCGUCUCUCUGGGAGCUGAUGGUCCCCUUCACAAGAGACUAUAACACCCUCCAGGAAGCCUUGAGUAAUAUGGACGAUUAUGACAAAACAUGCUUGGAGUCAGCCCUGCUAGGAGUUUGCAGUAUUGUGCAGCAAGAGUGGGGGGCUGCCAUUCCCUGCCAGGUUGUCCUCGUCACGGAUGGCAGCUUGGGCAUCGGAAGGGGCUCCCUCCGCCACUCCCUGUCUACCCUCAGCCAACGGGGUGAGAGCAACCGGUUCCCGCUGCCUUUCCCGUUUCCAUCCAAGCUCUACGUCAUGUGCAUGGCUAACCUUGAAGAGCUCCAGAGCUCCGAUUCUUUAGACUGCCUUGAACGGCUCAUUGAUUUAAAUAAUGGAGAGGGGCAGAUUUUUACCAUCGAUGGACCGCUUUGCUUGAAAAAUGUACAGUCGAUGUUUGGAAGGCUAAUAGAUGUGGCAUACACACCCUUCCAUGCUGUUCUGAAAUGCGGCCACUUGUCUUCAGAUGUGCAGGCUUUUCCCAGGCCAGAGCCUUUCGUUAUAGACGAAGAAAUCGAUCCAGUCCCCAAAACCAUUAAUACAGAUCUGGAAAUUGUUGGCUUUAUUGACAUAGCAGAUAUCUCAAGCCCCCCUGUCCUGUCCAGACAUCUAGUAUUGCCCAUUGCGCUCAACAAAGAAGGUGACGAGGUGGGUCCAGGGAUUGCCGAGGACAUUGAAGAUGAGAAUUCAGCAAAUCAGAUUGCGGGGAAGAUCCCCAACUUCUGCGUGCUCCUUCACGGAAGUCUGAAAGUGGAAGGCAUGGUGGCUAUUGUUCAGUUAGGGCCUGAAUGGUAUGGGAUGUUGUAUUCUCAAGCUGACAGCAAGAAGAAGUCUAACCUAAUGAUGUCUCUCUUUGAGCCGGGACCUGAGCCACUUCCUUGGCUGGGCAAGAUGGCCCAGCUUGGCCCCAUCUCAGAUGCUAAAGAGAACCCAUAUGGUGAAGAUGACAAUAAAAGCCCUUUCCCUUUGCAACCCAAGAACAAACGAAGCUACGCCCAGAACGUAACAGUGUGGAUUAAACCAAACGGUCUCCAGACAGACGUACAGAAGAUACUCAGGAAUGCAAGGAAACUCCCGGAGAAAACACUGACCUUCUAUAAGGAACUAAAUCGGCUGAGAAAGGCCGCCUUAGCCUUUGGGUUUUUGGACCUGCUGAAAGGGGUGGCUGACAUCCUGGAGAGGGAGUGCACCCUCUUGCCUGACACGGCGCACCCCGAUGCGGCCUUCCAGCUCACCCACGCAGCUCAGCAGCUCAAAAUGGCCAGCUCUGGCUCCUCGGACUACGCCACUUACGACCACAACAUCACACCGCUGCAGACGGACUUCUCUGGCAGUGGGACGGAGCGGAUAUGAUGAGCUCUUCGGCAGAGACUCUCUCGAGGAUGUGCGUCCUAUUCGUGUCGAGUCUGCUUUCGUCACCAGGAAUGGACUUUCAUUAAACUUGUUCCCUUUGUACUUCCCUUUUCCUUCUUUCAUAAAAAUCCAGGGAGGGAGGAUGUUCCUGUCUCUAAAACCAGCCCACUACAAGUUAAAGUCAUGAUGCUCUUCCCAAAGCUUUUUUUGAUCACUAA